Molecule: messenger RNA, 6398 nt
Organism: Myxocyprinus asiaticus (Chinese sucker)
Lineage: Eukaryota; Metazoa; Chordata; Actinopteri; Cypriniformes; Catostomidae
Product: ninein-like protein
Exons: 28
Coding region: 268-5787 (1839 amino acids)
Biological process (GO): microtubule anchoring at centrosome
Cellular component (GO): centrosome
Molecular function (GO): calcium ion binding
Source: RefSeq, a predicted model, not a curated record
CACGAACGCUUGGGACCUCCCAGUACAGACGCUUGGGGGAUGAGUGCGAGUGUCUGUACGGCAACAGUGUGCUUUUACCCGGGACGCUUUUCUUGGAUGUGUUGCUUAUGGCCCAUUCAAAGAGUAAAUCUUUCUGUCUAUGGUCGUUAACGAUGUGACCAUUUUUAGGACGAAACUGCAACUGAUACUGAACAGAAAGUGACUGUUACGAAAAUGGAGGCAGUGUGAGUUUACAACGACCUCGCUAGCUGUGCAGUAUGUGGUGGGAUGGAUGAGGAGGAGCAGAACCGCUAUGUGGCCCAGUUGAAGGCUGAGUUUGACAGCUGUGACACCACCGGCACAGGUUACCUUGACAAAGAAGAGCUUACUGCCUUAUGCCACAAGCUGAGCUUAGAUGCCCAUCUCCCCUUGUUGUUGGACACUCUGCUAGGACCACAGCAUUAUGCCAGGGUGAAUUUUGAGGAGUUUAAGGAGGGCUUUGUGGCUGUGCUGUCAAGAUCUUUGGACUUCAGUACUUCAGAAGAAGAGAGCAGCUAUCUUGAACCAGCAGUCCCAGAGGAGGUGAAGCCUAAAUAUGUGAAGGGAGCCAAAAGGUAUGGACGGCGAUCACGGCCAGACAAGACUGACCUGGAGCUCACAGCAGACUCAGAAGACUCCCCACCAUUUGCAACAGACAAAGUAGAAACAAAUGGUUUGAGGAGAGCCAAGCUCAGGCGCUCCACCUCACUGGAGAGUGUUGAGACUCUCAAGUCAGAUGAGGAUACAGGAAGCAACAAGGAGUCCACACACCACUAUUUUGUGGCACAAGGCCAGUUGAAGCUCUGGAAUCAAGAUGGCACAGGAAGUCUUCAGCAUUCCCCCGACCCUCAACAGGAAGUGACAGAUGGGCAGGUGAGGACAGUAUGGGAGGAGCUGGGGGUUGGCGCCGCAGGAUCAUUAAACCGUGAGGAGCUGUCACUCGUCUGUGACCACAUCGGCCUCAAGGACUUAAAAUCAGAGGAGUUAGAUGUUCUCUUCUGGAAACUGGACAAAGAUCAGGACGGGAGAGUCAGUCUCAAUGAGUUCCAGAGCGGUUUAUUCAGACAACAUGACCUUGCACCCAUCUCUACCUCCACCCCUGCCCGACCCAAACCUCAGUGGUCUGUCUCAAAGGCCCUUGAGGAGCGUGUGGUGCGUACCACCUCCCCUUCAUUACUGUCAGCCACUGUGGGUCAGAGGCUGCUGACCCGGCUGGAUGAUGGAUCGGGAUGCACAAGCCCAGAGAAAAUCAUCUCCCUCUGGACGGAGGAGGGCAUUCACAACAGCAGGGAUAUUCUACAGACUCUAGACUUUUCUCUGGAGGAGCGAUUGUGUCUGGCUGAACUCACUCUGGCCUUGGACAAUGAGCUUCUGGUCAGUGGAAACGGCAUCCAUCAGGCUGCUCUGGUCUCCUACAAGAACGAGAUCAACUACUUGCAAGUUCUUGCAGACCAGGCCGGUCAGGAGAGGGACAAGGCCAAGGCUGACCUGGAACUGGCUGACCGCCGCAACCUGCAGCUGGUCAGAGAGGUGGAUGAUCGCCAUGCCAACAUGGAGUCUCUCAAUGAAUCUAAAAUCAAGGGUCUGGAGCAGGAGUUCCGGGAUAAGCUUUCAGCACUGAGGAGUGAGUCGGAGUAUGACAGUGAGGUGCUUCUAGAGCAGGUAGAGAAGGAACGGGAGAGACUCAGAGAAGAGAUAAAGCUGCUCAGGGCUCAGGAUGCUAGUCUACAGGAGGAAGUUUGCACUGCUGCCAAGGAGAACAGUCGUUUGGAGGAGGAGGUCAGUCUUCUGAAGGAAAAGCUGUCUGAAGCUGAGAGCACCAUCUCUAAACUACAGAAAGAACUAGACCACCUGUUACAGGACAAGUAUGGUGGCCUUGAUCCAAAUGGGACAGGACUGCUAAAUCAAGAAGAGCACUUCUCAGAGAUCAUUAAGGAGUAUGAGCAGCAGUGCAGGGAGCUGCAAGACAGGAAUGACGAGUUACAGUCAGACCUGGAGUUGUUGAAGUCUCAGAGCUCAGGAAGGAGAACCAGACGAUCAAGGGACAGCCUCUCUGGUCAUACAUGGUCAAGCCGAAAAGCUUUAACCACUGAAUCAGAUUCUGAUGAUCCUGAAAUGAAGAAAGGUACAUCUCCUCAGGUCAGAAAAAAGCUUCAGGUCACUAACAAGAAUGCUUUGGGUUUCUUGGAGAGUUUGUCUCCCCCUGUAAGCAUCAAGACAGAACUGGCCAUGGAGCAGCUGAAAGAAAGAUACGAGCAGGAAGUUCAAGACUUAAAAAUCCAGCUGGAGACCAAGGUGAACUUCUAUGAGCGCAGUAUGGAGCUGAUGCGUCAGAAUAUGGAGGUUGAGAGAAAGGACAUCUCGCAAAGCUUUAAGAUGGAGAUCAGUGAAUUGGAGGACCAAAAAGCCCAGGCAGAGGAGCGGGUAGACCAGAUGCGACAGGCUAUUGAAAGACUGGAAGCAGAGAGGGGUAGGACUGCUGGAAGAGUCAUGGGUCCAGAGCAGGAGCGGCGCAUUCAGCGCGAGCAGGCCGAACUGGAGCAGAACUAUGCUCGCGAGAUCAGUAACAUUGUAUUGCGCCUUACCUCGGAAAAAGAACAGCUGGAGGCAGAACUCAAGCUAAAAAUGGACCAGGAGGUGCUGCUUGUUAGGGAGAAGGCAGAGCAGCAGUUAUUGCACAUGAAGGCUCAGCACAGUGAGGCUCAGCGCAGCCUACUCCACCAGCUGCAGGAGCAGUCUGAGCAGCAUCGCAGAGAUGUUGGUGCAUGGGAGUCACGAGUACAGGAGAUUGAACAGGAAGCGCGCAGGGAGCGUCUCCUCAGCACUGAGCGUUGGGGUGAAGAACAAGCUCAGAUCUGUAGUAGGGUGGCACAGGAAAGAAAGAAACUGGAGGAGGACCAUCAGGAAGAGAUCAGGCAGCUGAGAGAACAUAUCCAAUUCAUGGAAGAUCAAGCCGAGCUUGCAUCCAGAGCUGAGGAGGAGUUGCUCACACUACAGAAACGGCUAGAAGAUAAGCUGGAAGAGAUGUGCGUACAGCUGGAGGACAACACUGUUUCCAUGAAAGCACAGGAUGCCCUCAUUCAACGUUUGACCUCAGAGCUGCAUGCCAAUGAAAAGGAAAUGGCGCUUCGAAAUGAGAGAGAACAAAAGCUUGGUGAUAAACUGUCUCAGGUAGAGCAAAAGCUUAAAGUUGAGCGAGAUAGAAGGCAAGAGCUUCUAAGGCAAAAGGAGCAAAUACAGAAAGAUACUGAAAAAAUUGUUCAGGAUAAGUUAUCGCAGCUAGAGGAGAAACUUGUACAGGAAAAAGAGAAGGAACAGGGGCUUCUUGAUCAAAUUUCCAAUUUGACAAAAGAGUUGGAGAACCUGAGGUCCCAAUCAGAGACUUGGCAGAAGGAGAUUGAAAUGAUGCAGGGCAGCAGUAGUCAUCUAUCCAAUGCAUUUCAACAGCAAACACAGUUGAGGGAACAUGACAAAGAACUAGUAGAGCUUCGAGAAAACUUGGUAAAAACACAUGAGGCAUUGAAAAACCGAGAUGAAGACCUUUCGAGGCAGGCUUCCAAGCUAAACGGCGUUGAACUGGAGAGAGACAGACUCAUAGAGGAGCUCAAGGGUCAAUGCAGUGUUCUCAAACAGCUACAAAUGCAGGUCAAUAGUCUCACGGAGGACUGGGAUCAAAUGAACAUGAUGGAACAAAACCUUCAAUGCUCCCUUCGUAUGGAACAGGGUAAGGUUGCAGAGCUCCAAACCCUUCUAAACUCGGAGCAAGAAGAGACAAGGCGCCUUGAACAAGAAAACUCUAGUUACCGGCGAAUUGCAGACCAGCUGUCAUCUCAGUUAGUUGAAAUGGAGGCUGAGUCAACAAAAGUUAAAGAGAACAUUGAUAAACUUACACUGGAACUGCAAAACAAAGACCACCAAAUUCAAGAAUUCAACUGUCAGCUGGAAGCCAAAGCCAAAGAGAUGGAUUUGCUCUGGAACGAGGUUCAGCUAAAGAUUAACCUGUUUAAGAACGUCAGUCAACUCUCAAGUCAGGUUCAGCUUUUGACCAACCAAUUGGAAGACAAAAAAAGAGAGCUGUGCUCUCUGAGGGAAGAGGCUGACAAUACCAAUAACCAGCUACAGCAAUUGCUGAUGGACUCUCAAGCAGAGCUUCAGCAGAUGGAGGCGGCAUUUGAAUGCGAGAAGAUCCAAUUUAAAGAACAGCUUCUUGAGAUGGAGGGGCUUGUCAUGGCUUUAGAACUGGAGAUGGACCCAGCCAAUCCCCACAGGGCGAAACUUGAUGAGGUCAACUCUGAAAAUAGUGCACUGAAAGAUCGGCUUGCUGUCUUACUGCAGGAUGUCAAGUUGCUUGAAGAGGAGGUGAACAAAAAGAGGAGGAAACUUGAGGAGAUGGAGAGAGAUUAUAUGAAGACUCGAGAAGAGGAGGAAAGGUUGCACAAAGAGAAUUCCAAAUAUCGAGAAGAGGUCCUUGAUCUCAGUGCAAGAAACCUGAAGCUUAGCAGCGAGAACGCUGAACUGAGCUCCCAGCUCUGUACUGAUCAAAGAGCAGUCCAGACGCUGACUGACAGGCUAGCACAGAUGUGUCAGGAGAACGAUAAGGCAGCUGCCUCUCACAGACAGUUGCAGGAAACUCUACAGAAGAAGGAAAGCGAGACACUAAAGCUCCAGGAACAAUGGCAAAAAGAAAGGGAGCUUCUUGAGAGGGAACUUAAAACUGCCAAUGAGAAGCUCCAGCAUUUAACAGUUGUUGAGUCUGCAUUGACUAGUCAGACUCUAAAAAACCAAGCACUAGAGCAAGACAAGGACCACUUGUUGAAGGAUAUAGCAGAUAGAGACCAGGAGCUGGAAAAGCUUCAGGAAUCUCUCCGCAACUCUGAAACCCAGAUAGAACAGCUCAACUCCCAGCUCUUGACUAUGUGGCAAGAAAAGGAUUUCCACAUCCAGGAGGUAGCUACACAUCAAAAGAUGCUGCAACAAUCUCAGGAAAAGGUCCAGGAGCUUGAAGACAGCAUGAAUCGGCUGCGCAGAGAGAAAGACCAGUUACAUCAGACCCACAGGCUUCAGGAGGAGACGGCAGUCUGUGUUCUACAGAAAGAGUGCAAGAGCUUGCGAGCACAGAAUGAGGAGCUUCUUUAUAAGGUGGCUCAGCUGAAGACUCAGGAGCAGGAACUUCAGAGGCUGACACAGGAGUGCCACACUUUUAGGAACACGCAGGCAGAGCUAGAGACUGCUAAACAAAAGGCAAUUGAACAGGCACUAAGGGCUGACAGUGCUCUAUCGCUGAUCCAGGCUCAGCAUACACGUGAGGUACAUGAGCUGCGAGAACAGGUGGGGUCUGGCACCCGAGAGCACCUGGCCCACCUGCAAACUCAACUGGCUGAGCAGCAGCGCAGGACGCAAGACGUAGAAGAUCUGCUUCGCUCUCAGGCCAAACAGGCCAAUGUUCAGAUGGGCCUUCAGCAGGAACAGUAUGAGAAAUUGAUGGGGAGCAUGCAGGAGCGCAUGGAUGAGGUUGAUGCCAAGCUGAAAAUCACCCGCAUGAUGCUACAGGAGAAAGUCAACCAACUAAAAGAACAGCUGGCCAAAAAUGCCAAGUCAGAUCUACUGCUGAAGGACCUCUAUGUGGAGAACUCUCAGCUCAUGAAGGCACUACAGGUGACUGAGCAAAGGCAGAAAAGUGCAGAGAUGAAAUCCUUCCUCCUGGAGGAGAAAGUGAUUGCCCUUAAUAAACUGCUGCGCAAAAUUGCCCCAGCAUCCCUCACUGCCUAGAGCGGUUUCCUUCUACAAUCCUUUACCUGUUGUACUGGACUGCAAAAGACCCACCCUAGGGCACUUUUGUGUUUUGGUGCAACCAGUAAGCAAUCUUUGUGUUAAACUGAAGGUGCAAGUAAUGCAAGUCUUACAUAUACAUGUUUUACUUCAAUCAUGUGCUACGUUCAACAGUACAAAAUGACAAAUUGUAAGUUAAUUUAAGUGUUAUGGUCUCUUCAGAGGCAAAUGAAUAGCAAUGAACAAGAUCUUUGCAAUACAUUUAGGUUUGAUUGUCAAGGACGUUACAUUACUAAUUCCAUUUGCUCUUUGCGUUAACGGUGACGUAGGGUACGAACUGCAAAUGUUAACUGUUGGAUCACGUCAGGCUGUUCAGUAAAAACAGAAGCAUUCUUUUUGUUUUAAUGCCUGUUUAUGUGCAGUAACCAAAAGCACAGUAUUCAUACAAUGUACAGUUUUGAUACAAAUGCUCUCUUGAAAUUGCACAAUUUUCAAUCAUGAUGCACUAAUGUACACUUAUAAUUUAUAUCAAAGUGUUGCAAGAAUUGUCUCUUUUGUACACCUUGUUUAUACGAGCUGGAUAAUCGUUGGGAGAAUAAAGCAUGACACCA